AUGGGUGGAUUUGCUUUGAAGAGGAAGGCCAAUGGAGUGGUAUAUGGGAAGAGAAUACAUUGUUCAGCACAGCUUCCUCCCCCAGCCUGGCCAGGGCGGGCUGUUGUUGAGCCUCAUCGUAAGACUUUUGAUGGUCCAAAGCCUAUCUCAAUUGUUGGAUCCACUGGUUCUGUUGGUACUCAGGUGAAGAACUUGUGCUGUUAA
This is a messenger RNA of Ilex paraguariensis (yerba mate), 204 nucleotides long. Lineage: Eukaryota; Viridiplantae; Streptophyta; Magnoliopsida; Aquifoliales; Aquifoliaceae. The record is from the annotation of a GenBank genome assembly.